AUGACAACUCCAUUCCCAGUCCCAUCGGGCAUGACGCCUCCGCUGACUGUGGAUACCGAUAUUAAUCACAAUGGAUUGAUUACGGUCAUGGCCUCUUUUUCAUUAUUUUUGGUUCUGGGAUCUCUAGGGAUUCGUGUGCAUUCUGCAUAUAGUAGAAGAGCCCGUCAGUGGGAUGAUUUGACUUUUCUGGUCACCGUGAUAAAUUUCGGCUGGGGAAAGUCAAAGUCGCUAAUCACUAACGACGAGUGGACCUCUAUGGAGAAAGUAGCGUCCACGGCACUUUUCUAUCGGACCAUUACUUUGCGUAGCUCUCAAUGGAUGAGCUAUGUUCUUCUCACAUUUACUCUACUCUGUGCCCCUGUUACUGUCGUUUUACUGGCAGUCCGCUGCGACCGACAUCCAUGGCAUGAUAUCAGCAAACAAUGUUCCGUUUUGUUUCCUCACUGGCAAGCUGUCACAGCGUUGGACAUUGUUUUUGAAAUUUUGAUGUUAAUCUAUCCUAUCGGGGUAAUCGUACAAUUGCAGACGACACUAAGCAACAAAGUUAUUGUAAUUUUGGUGCUUAGCUGUCGAUUUCUCCUCGUUCCCAUCAACGCGAUCCACCUCUAUUACAUAAGUCAACAAGUCAAUUCGCCAGAUCCAACACUCGAAGGAACCCUCGCUACGGUUGUUGCGGAGCUUCACGUGGCGAUCAGCAUUCUUGUGCUGAUAGCACCAUUAAUGAAACCAUUUGUCGCAGCCUACGUCGAUGAGAACGGACUGGCCUAUACCGACGACGCGUCAAAGUCACGAACUGAUCAUAAACACACACCACACUCAGACCAAUUGAACGCGAUAGAUCCAAGGUCACGAUUUAGUGAUUCGCCACCAAAAAAUCGCAUUCUGAAGAGCAUUGAAAUAUCGGUGGAUCGCGAAGAUGUGGAGCUUUUGGAGAGACGAGGAUGCCCUCAAGAAAAACCAUCAUAUUCUACACUUGAUGCACACAUCUAA
This is a messenger RNA of Penicillium digitatum Pd1, 990 nucleotides long. The record is from RefSeq and is a predicted model, not a curated record. NCBI's taxonomy places the organism in Eukaryota, Fungi, Ascomycota, Eurotiomycetes, Eurotiales, Aspergillaceae.